GCAUGAAGAGAGAAUAGAAAGGAAAGACAUUAGAGAGGAAGUACUCGUGCUCUCAUCCUCCUUCCCCAUAUUUUCAUUCUUCUUCUUCCUUCGUUUUUCCGAACCCUGAAAACCUAAAAAAAUCAAAAUAUCUGUUGAUUCUCUCUGAAAUCUCCUUCUUCAAACUUCGAACCCUGAAUUUUAUAUCUUCAUCGUUUCCAAUCUCUAUUACGAACCCUUGUUUGUUUUAUUUCCCUCCUUCAUUCGUUUCGAUUCAAAACCCUAAAUCGUCCGAGUUUGCACCGAUUCGGAACGUUGUAACUCGCCAGCCCAAUUAUGUUUCCCCCUUUUUAUAUAACUCUCUUGCUAAUUCGUUAAACCUAGUUCAUAUUUAACGGUCUAAAUCUUUGCUCUGGUGUUGUUCAUCGAUUCCCCUCGAGUUUUGGAAGGCUGUUCUUGUUCGAAUUUGAAAAAAAAAGGCGGGUUUUGUUGCUCAAAUACGUAAACCUAGGUUCGUGUAAAAUAUUAGGGCACCAAUUGUGAGUUUCUCUUGCUUAUUCAAUUUAGGGCUUUUAUUUAUUAGUGUCUUCUCAAAUAUCUAGGGCACCAAUUGGAUUCGUUUUCCUAAAACUAGGGCAUCACUUAAUUUGUCAUGACAUUUGAUAUCUUGACUAACUCGGGUAAUUCAUGUUAUUGGUCAUUGAAAUGCGGUAGCUUUUGAGUAGUUUGUCCAAGGUUGAAUUUUGAUUGUGAAUCUGAUAUUGGUUAUUGAGUUAGUAGCUGGUUGGUCUGCAAGUGGACAUAGUAAUUUGAUAUUCGUUAAUUGGAGAGAUUAGUUGAGUUUUAUUGAUUGUUAUCAUUGGUGAUUGCUCAUUUGGAAGGGCAAUGGGAGUGGUUUAACUGAUGAGAAAAAGAUUUGAUUCAACUGGGAGAUGAGCGGACAUGAGUAGGCUGUCAUUUAGGCCUCGUCCUCUCGACAUUCAUAAGAAGCUUCCAAUUGUUAAAUCUGUUAAGGAAUUCGAAGAUGAUGAUAAUACUACCUCCACACGCAAUUCUAUAUUCCGACUUACUUCUGAGGUUGAGAAUGAGGUUCCAGCAACGCCCACUAAGAAAUAUGCUCCCGAGAUACCUACUCCACAGUUUGAUAUCGUGGAUACAUAUGAAAUUGAUUAUACCCCAACAUUUGGUCAGCCAACAUCUUAUUUACGAGGAAGGGGAGCCCGGGCUGAAAUUGGAGAGUUCGUUGAGUACGAUCUGGACAACGAGGACGAGGAUUGGCUUCAAGAGUUUAACAAUGAAAGAGAGAUUCUUACAGCUGAAAAGUUGGAGAUUCUUCUUUUCAAGUUAGAGGUCUUGGAUCACAAGACUCGAGAAAGAGCAGGUGUUAUAAUACCUCUUGGUUCACCAGUUCCUGCUCUUUUACAGCUUGAUGUUGCCAUUGAGCUCUUGUUAGCGCAAUCUGUACGAUACAACGUUUGUCAAUCUGUAUAUAGCUACUGGAAAGAAAAGAGAGACCGGUGGCACAAGCCCAUACUUCGUCGGUUGCAGCCCCCACCACCAGUGAACGAUACCAAUCCGUACAAUGUAUUUAGGCCUAGGGAGAAAGCCCAUCGAUUACACACUAGAAGGAUGCAAAGGAGGGAAAACAAUGUUCAAUCAUUUGAAAAGCUACGUCAGGUCAGGCGCAACCUGGACCAGGCUAAAACAGUAAUAGAGGCUUUGAUCAAGAGGGAGGAGAAGAAAAGAGAGGUUAUGGAGAGUGAGAUCAGUCUUCAACGGAUUCAAACCAAGUAUAAGAAUGAGACUCAGCUCAUUGAAGAUGGUUUCGACUUACUGGGGGCCUACCCUCCAAGAUUCGGGUCCGAGGAUGAUUUCAUGGAUUCAGAUGACCUUUCAAACGGUUACUCCCGAAGCACUCGACCGGUUGCAGCACAGAAUUCUCCUUUCACGGAUUCCAAGCUUAUGAUGGUUCCGACAAGUCGCUUGAGUAGACGACAACCGUAUCAGGGAUGGCUUCAGAGAAGGGAUCCAAAUGAGCCAGUUUUAUUAUUUACCAAACCUUUAGAUUCGGAGAAGUUGGCCAGUGCAGGGAUUGUUCCUCCCCCAAAUCCUCCAAUAGAAAAUGGUGGUCUGUCUUCACCGAAUUAUUGUUUCCGAGGGCGGAUUGGAAGAGGUGGCAGGAUCGUGUUUGAUAGGUGGAAUCCGCUCCUGCAAACCCCAAUUGCUCAUGAUAAAACUUCUUCAUAUGUAUCACCAGGUCUCAGGCUCCCACCUCAUCAUGGUUAAAUUCAUACUAGUUAUUCUACAAAUUUUUUUACUCGGGGCUCAGCACCUGAGUUAAAAGCCAAAACCAGGUGGCCAUCCCAAUGUGGUAGGCUGGUGAAUCCAUGUAAGGGAUUCCCGUUUUACCUUUUCAGUUCUACUGGUGGGAUCCAGGAUUAUCAUCCGAGAGGCCAGAAAGUUAAUCUAUCUUGGGAAGCAAAGCCUGGUUCGGGUUAUUUGUUAUUUUUGCACAGGCAGUGGAAAUGCAGUGUACCACGAUGACCAAGCAAAAAUCGGAGCACCAGCAAAUGAAUGAGACGGUGUAUGUUGACAUGAGCCCUAGACUUAAGUGGCUUGAAACCAGUUUUAGGGCAGUUGUAGAUGUUGAUGGUGAUGUUCACGUCCUCUUUGCUGUUCAUUUUUGCUGUGUAGUCUCUCCCUUGACCGGUGGUUCCCUACCCCAUACCCGUAUUGUACAAUUAUGUCAUGUCCACCUGUUUCUUGUUCUACUUCAAGUUAACUUAGAACUCUCACAGAAAUGUGAUGUAUCCUCUCUUAAAGUUCGAUUUUGUUCAUCAUUUAACCCAGUGAUGUAAAAAUUUCACAUCACUGAUCAGGUGUUCUGAAAAUUAUGAAAUAUAACAGAGAGAGACAGCUUUCCCA
Messenger RNA from Papaver somniferum (opium poppy), 2904 nucleotides. RefSeq lists its product as uncharacterized. The transcript is spliced from 13 exons. Bases 922 to 2265 code for a protein of 447 amino acids. Gene Ontology annotation, biological process: regulation of transcription by RNA polymerase II. The record is from RefSeq and is a predicted model, not a curated record. NCBI's taxonomy places the organism in Eukaryota, Viridiplantae, Streptophyta, Magnoliopsida, Ranunculales, Papaveraceae. Gene Ontology annotation, cellular component: piccolo histone acetyltransferase complex.